AUGUUGGGUAAAGUAGCGUCUAAAAUCGGGCUGGCCGAAAAAGGGAUCUAUAUCCCGAAUCUGAUCUGCGACAGUUGUGGAAUGGAGGAAGAGGAUGCUAACCAUAUUUUCGCUUCCUAUCUCUUCGCUAGGAGUAUUUGGUGGAACGUGUUUGUCUGGUUAAGGAUCCCAUUUCCGAUAAUGGCAUCCUCUCUUUCAGAUUAUUUUGAAAGUAUUAAAUCCUACCCGGGUUCCUCCAAAUGGAGAAAAAUUGUUCAGAUGGUCGCUUUUGCUACAACUUGGAGGAUCUGGGUUGCUCGUAAUAAGAAGACCUUCGAUAAUUGCUUCGUCCCGGUCAAAAAGACAAUGGAGAUGAUCAAGGAAGACUCGUUCUUGUGGUUGUGCCAUAGGACAAAGCUGCCCUCGCCGACUUGGGUUAAAUGGUUUGACUUCGAUGUGUCCGACUUAUUGUAA
Molecule: messenger RNA, 453 nt
Organism: Helianthus annuus (common sunflower)
Lineage: Eukaryota; Viridiplantae; Streptophyta; Magnoliopsida; Asterales; Asteraceae
Exons: 1
Coding region: 1-453 (150 amino acids)
Source: RefSeq, a predicted model, not a curated record